UUAGUGUGUAUAAAGGCUACUCCAUGCCAAAGGACACAGAGGAAUAUCUUCUAUCUUGUGGGCUUAAACAUGCACUUUAUUCUAUCAGAGCUGCAGAUCUGACCGAAGGUCUCUUUGGGACUCUAGUACCAUGCCCUUUUCAGCAGCCAUCUUCUUCCAAAGGUGGAGCGUCUGAGCAUAUGCCAAAGAAGAGGUCACAGGAAGCAAUGUGGUCAGAAUAUACGGAUGCUGUUGGAUCAGCAGUUAUUUCAAAUGAUUCCCUAAGAAAGCAUAUCAAGUUAGAUCUUCCUAAGGGUGACCAAGCUCUAUCAUCUGGUCAGCGAUCUUGCACUCUUGAAUUUGAUGGUUCUUCGAAAGGUAAUCCGGGACAAGCUGGUGCGGGAGCUGUGGUACGAGCUGAUGAUGGAAGUUUGAUUUGUAGGCUGCGUGAAGGUUUAGGAAUAGCAACAACCAGUGUUGCUGAAUAUCGAGGCUUUAUCUUGGGUUUGAAAUAUGCACAUAGCAAAGGGUUUACAAGUAUUCGUGCUCAGGGUGACUCCAAACUUGUUUGUAUGCAGAUCCAGGGUCUGUGGAAGGUUAAAAAUCAAAACAUCUCUACGCUUUUUCAGCAGGCAAAACAACUGAAGGAUAGGUUUCUUUCUUUCCGCAUCAUUCAUGUUCUUCGGGAAUCAAACUGUGAUGCAGAUCAGCAGGCGAACUUGGCUGUUGGACUUCCUGACGGUCAUAUUCAGGAGGAGAUAGAGAAAUGACAAUGGGGCAGUCGAAGAUGACUCAAAGGUGGUUCUGAUGAGGAUCUUUACGUGCUAACCACUGAGGUCUAGUGCUUGGCAGCAUUCUGAUUAUUUAAGGUCAUAAUUUCCUAUUUUGCCAGUACUACGUCUAACCUUAAAAUGGGUUGCACGGUUAAGCAGGGGAUUAUGAUAGCAGUUAGGAAUUAUGUAAAUUUUUGCUGGAUGUGGCUCAAAACAGGCACCAACAGCAAAUGUUACUAUCUGCUUUGAGUUCUAGCCGAUGAGCACAAGAUGUUUGCCUGAAACUCAAAGACCACCGAGGGAAAUGAUUGAUACGAAUCAUAUCGAGUCUCUUGUCCUUUCUGUAGCAGAACACUGGGCAUACUACCCCUUCAUUCCUCACUUAUGCAUUGCUAUGACACGAUGAUUAAUUUAAGUUUGUAUUAGUAUCGCAAUAUGCCUGUGACAAAAAAAUUCGUGCAUGUGAAAAUCAAGUCAGGAAAAACCGUGUAACAAAUUGGACAAUGAAUGUCGCAAGCUGUAGAAUUUGUCUCAGGUUGAGAAGGUAUCUAUCGGUUCGUCUCUAUUAA
Molecule: messenger RNA, 1321 nt
Organism: Nicotiana tabacum (common tobacco)
Lineage: Eukaryota; Viridiplantae; Streptophyta; Magnoliopsida; Solanales; Solanaceae
Molecular function (GO): RNA-DNA hybrid ribonuclease activity; nucleic acid binding
Source: RefSeq, a predicted model, not a curated record